Saccostrea cuccullata (small rock oyster) is the source of this 1790-nucleotide messenger RNA. RefSeq names its product excitatory amino acid transporter 1-like. The record is from RefSeq and is a predicted model, not a curated record. The transcript has 8 exons. Bases 99 to 1712 code for a protein of 537 amino acids. NCBI's taxonomy places the organism in Eukaryota, Metazoa, Mollusca, Bivalvia, Ostreida, Ostreidae. Gene Ontology annotation, cellular component: plasma membrane. Gene Ontology annotation, biological process: L-glutamate transmembrane transport. Gene Ontology annotation, molecular function: L-glutamate transmembrane transporter activity; neutral L-amino acid transmembrane transporter activity; glutamate:sodium symporter activity.
AGCACAACUUUCGUCAAAACAAGCUUGAAUCGAGUGACGACUAUGUCAAUAUCUCAAGUUUUAUAAUAUCAUUAAUUUUUGGAAAUUAAAAGGCAAAAAUGGAUUAUAAGCCACCGACUAAAACAUUAGUGGAUCCAGAAUCUAAACUUUUAUACAACAACGAUUCCUCAACCAAAUAUGAUACCCAGGUCUUGUAUGAAAAUGAAGGAACACUUCAAAGAAGCUAUGGAACGAAUAUGUUACAUUUGUGUGUAAAAGGACUCAGACAGAAUCUAAUAUUAGUUCUAUUACUGCUUUCGGUGGUUUUUGGCUGUGCAAUCGGGUUUGGAAUAAGAGCAACAGGAAAACUAACGAAAAGAGAAAUCAUGUAUUUACAAUUUCCCGGAGAAAUGCUGAUGCGCAUGCUCAAAAUGCUCAUACUCCCAUUGGUUGUUGCAAGUUUAAUUGGCGGGAUCGCGGGACUUGACGCUAAAACAUGUGGCAAAAUGGGUCUGAGAACGAUGGCGUAUUUUGGUACCACCACGCUGUUAGCUGUCAUAUUGGGCAUCAUCAUGGCCGUGUCAAUUCGACCCGGGGCUAAUGGCGAUGACACUGAGAUCCCCAGGUACGGGGAGUCCAAAAAGCUGAACUCUGUGGACACCUUCCUGGACCUGAUAAGAAAUAUGUUCCCUGAUAACUUGAUUGUUGCCUGCUACACGGCGUACAAGACCGAUCUCAAAGAGACGAUUACUGUAGAGAAUAUUUCGGUUGCCCUGGAAAAUAUAACCUCAGACGUAGAAAACACGACUGAAGUCCUGAAAGAAUCUGUCACGGUGGAACCUUCGAAAGGAGAGACGGGUCAAUCUAACAUUCUAGGACUUGUCGUGUUCUCUGUUUGUUUUGGGAUCGUCAUUGGUCGGAUGGGUGAGAAGGGAAAACCGCUGCUGAACUUUUGCAACUGUGUCACCGAGUGCACCAUGAAGCUCUUUGUGGUCUUCAUAUGGUACUCUCCUAUUGGUAUAACGUUUCUGAUCGCUGGUAAAAUCGUGGGCAUGGCGGAUUUCGGAGUUCUGAUGACACGUGUCGGUCUGUAUUUCCUGACUGUCUUGUUUGGACUUCUGAUCCAUGGUGCCGUUAUUCUACCUCUCUUGUAUUUUGUCCUGACCAGACGCAACCCAUAUGCCUUUCUUCGUGGUAUUCUGGAAGCAAUGGCUACAGCUUUUGGGACUUCGAGCAGCUCAGCAACAAUGCCUGUUACUCUGCGUUGCCUGGAAACGAAUAAUGGAAUCGACCAGAGGGUUGGCAGCUUUGUGGUUCCUGUGGGCGCUACCAUUAAUAUGGAUGGGACGGCUCUCUACGAGGCAGUGGCAGCUCUUUUUAUUGCGCAAGUCAACGAUAUGGAUAUGUCAUUUGGCCAAAUAGUGACAAUCAGUAUAACGGCUACGGCAGCAUCUAUCGGCGCUGCAGGCGUACCGCAAGCUGGAUUGGUUACAAUGGUAAUUGUCCUUGCAGCUGUUGGUUUACCAAUUGAUGACGUAACUUUGAUCCUUGUUGUUGAUUGGUUUUUGGAUCGAUUUCGUACAAUGACAAAUGUUGUCGGAGACAGCAUUGGGGCUGGGAUAGUUUAUCACUUAUCCAAAGAUGAAUUAUCCGGAUACAACGAAGAUAAAGACAAUCUCAACCUUGUACGAGUUGAUAUUCCAAACGGGAAAGACGCCAUUACAGCGGUGUGAUAAGUGUACAGAAAUCGCACAUGGCAUAAUAGUGCAAUAUGACUGCUUCACUGUAAAAGAAUUAUUGCAAAGCAUAAA